Hibiscus syriacus is the source of this 905-nucleotide messenger RNA. RefSeq names its product rho GDP-dissociation inhibitor 1-like. The record is from RefSeq and is a predicted model, not a curated record. Gene Ontology annotation, biological process: Rho protein signal transduction. Gene Ontology annotation, molecular function: Rho GDP-dissociation inhibitor activity; protein binding. Gene Ontology annotation, cellular component: membrane; cytosol; cytoplasm. Bases 203 to 826 code for a protein of 207 amino acids. The transcript has 6 exons. Lineage: Eukaryota; Viridiplantae; Streptophyta; Magnoliopsida; Malvales; Malvaceae.
AGAGCUGUCCCCUCUGUCGUGCCUGCAUUUGAGUUUUCAACACCAAAAAGAGGCUAUCAGACAAGGACCAAUCUAUCCACAGAGACAAAUAUUGUUACCUUUUUUGUCUUUUUUUUGUUCGGGGGAGGGUCAACAGUACUGGUUUUUGGUUCUUCUUUUCCUCCACUGUUGAUGUCUUUGUCUGUACCAAGUCGAAGUUAAUAUGGCGUCAGAUGGCAACAAGGGCAAGGAGGAAGCUAAAGACACGACCGGGACCCAUCCUGAAGACAGUGAUGAUGAUCGUGAUGAGGCCAUUCCAUUGGGUCCACAGCGCACCCUGAAAGAACAGCUUGAAAAAGACGAGGAUGAUGAGAGCUUAAGGAAAUGGAAAGAACAGCUUCUCGGAGGUGUGGAUAUUAACAACAUUGGAGAAACACUUGAUCCAGAAGUGAAGUUCCUUAGCGUGUCGAUCGUCUCGGCGGACAGGGCCGACAUGGUUCUUCCGAUUCCGGAAGACGGAAAGCCGCAGGGCUUAUGGUUUACACUGAAAGAAGAUAGUCAAUAUCGGUUGAAGUUCUCCUUCCAAGUAAGCAACAACAUUGUAUCGGGCCUCAGGUACACUAAUACUGUAUGGAAAACAGGUGUCAAGGUUUAUAGCACAAAAGAUAUGAUUGGGACCUUUAGUCCUCAGCUAGAGCCUUAUACACAUGAAAUGCCAGAAGAGACAGCCCCUUCUGGUUUUUUGGCUAGAGGAUCAUAUACUGCAAAAUCAAAGUUUAUUGAUGAUGACCAGAAGUGCCACUUGGAGAUCAACUAUACAUUUGACAUCCGCAAAGACUGGACUUAGAGCUCUACCAUGUCCCCUUCGGACAUUUUUCAUCUGCUACUUCUUCAUGCAACCAAGUGAAGUGAGAAACAAUCUCUCU